AUGCGCCAAUACUGCACGAUGAAACGAAUAAUUACUUUUUCACUAAAAUAUUCUCCUAGAUACUAUGGCAUCUUUUCCAACAAUUAUCUUACAAAUUUCGUGAACAUUGGUAACAGCAUAAACAAUCGGCUUAACCAUUUUUUUGUACAAUAUUUUAACACUAGUAGAACUGAUGAUAUAAAUUCCAACUUGUUAGUCACAUCUCCACGAGACACUAUCAUAAACAACAAGUAUAUCUUGGACCCAGAGGAUUAUGACAGUGGGAUUUACAACCUUAAACAAACUUUGAAAAUCCAGAUCAUGUCUUUACCAUACUUAUCAGAGGAGAUAGCCCACAGUUACUUAAACUUGGCAAUGGCGGAACAUCAAAAUAUACUAUUACUGGACAAUGCAAAGGAACAUUACAUGGCGUCUUAUAAUAUUUUCUGUAAAAUUAAAGGUGCACAAUCACUGGAGGCUUUAAAUGCUUUGACAAAUUUUGCUGUAGUCCUACGCGACCUUGGCAACAUUAACGAUUCUGUUAUAGUACUAGAAAAGGUACUGGCAACCAAAAAAGCAACAAAUGUAAACCCGAAAUUGUUGUUGGACACGCUAAACAACCUAGGGGUUAUUAUGCACGAAACUAAAAAUUAUGAAAAAGCUUUGAGGUAUUACAAAGAGGCAUUGCAACUUAUUGGGGAUUCAAACAACUUCAUUUGUGAGUUCGUUGCACUGCUUUAUUUCAACAUUGGUUGCGCAUAUAGGGAAAGUGGGUCCAUUUCGGAGGCAUUUGAAUAUAUGAAAAUUAGCAAGGAUAUAUGCAACAAACUCGAUAACACGUUGGAACUCAAAAACAGAAUCCAACUGGAACUCAACAAUUUGGGACAAACAAUUUUGUAA
Babesia microti strain RI is the source of this 879-nucleotide messenger RNA. RefSeq names its product tetratricopeptide repeat family protein, putative. Lineage: Eukaryota; Apicomplexa; Aconoidasida; Piroplasmida; Babesiidae. The coding region runs from base 1 to 879 and encodes 292 amino acids. The transcript has 6 exons. Gene Ontology annotation, molecular function: protein binding. The record is from RefSeq and is a predicted model, not a curated record.